CCAAUUCGUGAGUCUCUCCCUUCCUCUGUCAUCUUCUUCCCUUGGGCUGAUCAUCAUUCCCCGCCAACAAGACCCCGGGUUUUUUUAUUCUUCCCAUUGGUUGGACUUGUUGAUCGCGAUUCUUUUAUCCUUUUAAAAGAAUUCAUAUUUUUAAAUUGAAAGAACAAAAAAAAAUCGAUAACAUCGAUAAUCGGUUGCCAGAGAAAGUCAACUCUCACUAUAGAGAUUAUAGUCUCUCACCUUUAGAUUAUUUAUUUAAUUCUCUUUCUUCAUGUGACUAAUUAGAAUUAAUUAUGAUCAUCUUUUCUAUUCUCUUGAUUCUAUUUAGUGUCCUUAACAAUUCCAGUGCCUCAGAUGAAGAUGUUCAAAUUGAUUUUGGUAUCGAUGAAAUUGAUCCCUUGAAAAUUCCUAGAGGUCCUAAGUUCAUUGAGGAACCUCGAUCACAAAUUUUUGAUCUCAAUGGUCGUGAUCAUCUUAAUUAUGUUACUUUAAGAUGUUCGGCUGAUGGUUAUCCAACACCCGUUUAUCAAUGGUUUAAGGAGAGUUAUAAUAAGACAGAAAUUAUUUCUGAAUUAGUUGACCCUCUUUCAGAUCAAAGAUUUACACAAAUGGAUGGAACGUUAAUCAUUUACAAUCCUAGGAAAGAAAUUGACAGAGGAAAGUAUCAUUGCCGUGUUUCCAAUCAAUUUGGUAGCAUCAUAAGUGAAACGGUUCAAGUUAGCUUUGGAUACAUUGGUCAGUUCCAAUUGAAAAGAUCUAAUGAUUUUGCUAAUACCAAUUGGGGUAAAUCUUUAAGCUGUGAUCCACCUCAACAUCAUCCAAGAGGAAUGUUUUAUUGGACUAAAAAUGGUUACCCAAAUAUUAUUGGAGCUGAUGAUAGACGGAUAUUUGUUUCUAAUGAUGGUAACCUUUACUUUUCUUCUGUUAAAGAAGCUGACAGUGCCAAUUACUCAUGUAAUGUCCAAAGUGUCAUCUCGUCAACGGGUAGAACUGGUCCAUCAUUUUACCUUAGAGUUGAUCCAACACCAAAUAGUCAACAGCUUCAAUUUCCUGUUGGUUUUCCUAAGAUUUUCCCUGAAGCUCCGUUAGCAGGUCAACUAGUAUCACUUGAAUGUGUCGCUUAUGGUUAUCCGGUGCCCUCAUACAAUUGGAGUAGAGUUGGUGAUCAAUUACCAAAAGAUGCAUCAUUAACUGGUCACAAUAGAUUAUUAAUUAUACCAAAAGUUAAGGUUGAAGAUUCUGGUGAAUAUCGUUGUACUGCAAAAAGCGGUGGUAAUAGUGUUAUCACAUCAGCAGCUUUUCUCCGAGUCCAAUCACUGCCUGUAUUUACCAAAGGAUUAAGAGAUAAGGUGAUCGAUGUUGGAACCAACCUCAUCUGGAAAUGUGAAGCAUUUGGAAUUCCCCAAGUUAAAUAUAAUUGGUACAAAAAUGGAGUUGAACUUCGAGGUAACACCAUCCCUCAAGAAGACUCGCAAAGAAUUAAGAUUGAAGAUAAUGUUCUAACCAUCGAAGCUGCUAACCCUGACAGAGACAAUGGAAUGUAUCAAUGUCGUGCUUACAAUGAACUCGGUAACAACUUCAGUUCUGCUCAAUUGAAAGUAUCUGGUAUCAAGCCAACAUUUAGACGUCACCCACUCAAGGAUAUGUACGCUGCUCUUGGCUCCAAGUUUUCAAUCACUUGUUCACCUGAAGCUCUACCAGCUCCAUCUUUCCAAUGGCUACUAAAUGAUUCACCAUUGCGAUCAAACUCCGAAUUACUGACAAUCAAUCAAGUUCGUAAAGAGGAUGAAGGUUGGUACAUUUGUGUUGCCAGAAACAAAUAUGGUCGAGAUCAAAGCAAAGGAUAUCUAACUGUCUUCGAUAGCCAAACAUUUGCUGAAUACCCAAGACCCAAACUCGUUGCCAUAGUAAAUGACACCAUUCAAAUGCCUUGUGAUGCCAAUUCUGAUUCCAAGCUGGACAUUUCUUUCAUUUGGCUCCAUAAUGGUAUCAAAGUCGAUCAGUACAACUCAUGGAAAUUCACAGUCGGCAAUAAACCGGGUUAUCUCAAGAUUCGAGGAAUUACUUUCGCCGAGUCUGGUAACUAUACUUGUUUGAUUCGCUCAGCGGUCGACACUAUUGCUCAUUCAACGGAAUUGAUUGUUGAUGGCCCACCAAACCCUCCAGGCGGUGUUUUAGCCGAUGUUAUAAAUGCCACUUCUGCUUCCAUCCAUUGGAGUGAUGGUGCUUCUAAUGGAAGACAAAUACUCUCUUAUAAGAUUGAGGGUCGAACUAAUCACAAUUCUUCUUGGAUUGUAUUAGCUGAUCACAUUUUGUCUACUGGAGUGAAUCGCGAAAACUUCAGGAGUAAUGCUCGAGUUAAUAAUCUCUCUCCAUGGAGCAUCUUUGAGUUCAGAGUAUCUGCUUACAAUGAUCUUGGAUCUAGUCUACCUUCCGAUGCUAGUCCACUUUACAAAACUGGUGAACAUCGACCACUACGGUCACCAGCCAAUGUUGGUGGCGGUGGAGGUAAAGCCGGUACAUUAACGAUAACCUGGGAUCCUUUACCUCCUCAGAAUUGGAAUUCACCUUCUGUCUGGUACAAGAUAUUCUGGAAACUGCCAAACGAUUAUGAGUAUCAAACAAAAGAAUUGAAUCAAAGUCAAGUUGGAAUGUACGUGAUUGAUGUGGGCGAAAACAAUUAUUAUGAAAAGUAUUUAGUUAAAGUUCAAGCAAUCAACAGAAUGGGAGAAGGACCAAUCAGUGAACCAGUUGAAGUUUAUUCAGCUGAGAGUAUGCCUCAAGUUCAACCAAGUUUGGUUAAGGCUUUACCAUUCAACUCAACAGCUCUUAAUGUUACAUGGGCACCACUCGAAUUAAGUCGAGGAAAGAUUCGUGGUAAAUUAAUUGGUCAUCGAAUCAAAUAUUGGAAACAAUCUGAUGACUCUCAAACUAAUGCUCUCACUUUACUCAAUCGUGGUACUCAAAACGAGGGUUUGAUUGUCGCCUUGUCCCCACACACCGAAUACUAUGUAUCGGUCAUGGCCUACAACGAAGCAGGUUCUGGACCUGAGAGUGAACCUUUCUUGGCUCGAACCUACAAAGCGGCCCCACAACGAGCACCAACCAAUGUGAAAGUUAAAGCUGUCGAAUCAGGCCAUGUCCAGGUAACUUGGAGAGGUGUUGACACGGCAUCAGACGAAGAGCCGAUCAUUGGUUAUAAAGUUCGUUAUUGGGAAAGUGACCAAAAGAUUCAAUCAGCUAAAGAAGUUUAUAAAUAUCUUGAAGAAAUUAGUGAAGAUUUGAAUGUAAUGGUCUCUGGUUUAGUUCCAGAUAAAACAUACAAACUUCGAGUUCUCGCCUACAGUUUAGGUGGAGAUGGUAAAAUGUCUUCGCCCGCUGUUGAAUUUAAAAUCAAAGCAUAAUCGACAAUCUUAUUUAAGAGAAAAAAAAACUGAAUUCGAUCCAAACAAUCAAGUUAAUUAGGAUCGUCGCAAUAUCAUGUACACAAACAAUUGCACUUCCGUCCACAAAUCUUAUCUACUCACAAUCGCCACACUUGAAGCCAUUCACAUAUCAAAGUAUUACCACAGAAGCAACUGAAGCCUUUAACUCAUUAAUUACUCAUGGCCAAUUAAUCGUUACUCAAUUUUAAUUUAAUCAUAAUUUUAAUCAUAGCCAUAUGAUUUUUGCCGAUCCACCGUUUACACAAUUGUAUCAGACUAUCAAAAGUUACGAUACAAAUCAAAUUGCCAUGAAAAUUGAUAAAAAACAAUCAAGUGUUUAAAUUAAAAACUAUUCAAAACAAAACAAUUCACAUCCACAAAAAAAGCAUAUCUCAAAUUAAUUAUCUAAGCAAAAGCAAUCAUAAUUAAUUAAGUAAAAGACUACAAGUCAAUUGCUUACAAUCAAUUAAAUUAAAAACUCAAUUCAAAUUUUGUUUCAAAAAAAAAGUUGAUAACAUAAAU
Messenger RNA from Panonychus citri (citrus red mite), 3947 nucleotides. RefSeq names its product contactin-like (gene Cont). Gene Ontology annotation, biological process: cell-cell adhesion. Gene Ontology annotation, molecular function: protein binding. The transcript has 2 exons. The coding region runs from base 294 to 3404 and encodes 1036 amino acids. The record is from RefSeq and is a predicted model, not a curated record. Lineage: Eukaryota; Metazoa; Arthropoda; Arachnida; Trombidiformes; Tetranychidae.